AUGACCAACACCCGUGUCGAUGGUCAAACUAUCAAGCCGACGUGGUCAAUUUGCGACGCUCGAGCUUCAGAGUUCGCAGAGGCCUUUACGCUCUUCCCAUCGCGCGUAGGCUACAAGAUCAACUUCGCCUACGAUGUAGAUGCUACGAGCAGCUCCCGAGACGAAACUCUCGACACAAAUUUCGCCAUGCAGAACGGCUGGUCCAAGUACCCUUCAAACCGUCAUUCCGCUCCAGGGCAUGGCUGCCAAAGCGACAUAUCUCAGAUGGACCCCAAACUCGGCAUCGCGGAUCCCCUCCAACGGUAUCCAAUGCCUUUCCCCACACUCGUCCUUGACCAAACCACGCCAAAUCAUGUCUCGUUGCCGCGACCCAAUAAGACGUCGCAAGGCAUCUAG
Molecule: messenger RNA, 396 nt
Organism: Colletotrichum tamarilloi
Lineage: Eukaryota; Fungi; Ascomycota; Sordariomycetes; Glomerellales; Glomerellaceae
Exons: 2
Coding region: 1-396 (131 amino acids)
Source: RefSeq, a predicted model, not a curated record